UAUCACGAGUAAUCGCUCACAGGAAAAAAAGAGUUUGCGAAAAAACGGAAUAAAAAUCGAAAUUAAUUGAAACCCGUGGAGUUAGCGGAAGCUGGUGUGCUCCAUUGACCACUUACAGGGCCAAGAACCGCGGCCAAGCCCAUCCGCCUGUGGAGCAAGUGAAACUAUCUGAAAAGCAAAGCAAAAGAUAUUUUCUCGCCCUCAUUUGUACAUAGAAUCAGCAUUAUUUGUAAAAGGGGGAAGCGGGGGGGCUGGUUUUGAUAGGCGUGGAAAUAAACAAACGAAACUUAUAGAAUCGGACAGAAAAAAGGAAGUUGAUUGGAUUAUAUCGAGUCUAGGCAACGGAGGAAAGGGGCGUGGCUUGCUCACGCUCGAAGCCCACUAAAUUGUCAACAAGUAGGCGGCUGUAAUGGACGUGUCGCUUACAGAGCCGGAGUCGCGUUUCUACAGCGAACUCUUUCAAUGCUGCGACGUGGAGAACACUGGCAAGGUGCCCAUUCUAAAAGCCACGGAACUAUUUCGCUCGGCGGACAUUAGCAAUGAAGCGGUUAUUGAGAUCACUGGUCUGGCUGGAAUUCCCUCCGCGGCGCUCCACAUCUCGCGGUGCCAGUUUUACUCGUGCCUCAAGCUCAUUGCCGCCCACCAAGCGGCUAUGCCACUGCGUCAGGAACUAAUAUCCGCCUCAGUGCCGUUGCCAUUGCCCCACUUCAGUUGGAAGGAGGCGGCCACGGCUCCUGUUUCUCUAGUUGAGAACGGAUUAAGUGUUUCGGGGGAUUGUAGCAACUCUUUGCGUCGUAACUCACAGCAGGAACAGUUUCAGGAUGUCUCUGAUCUCCCCAGUACCGACUCUGAGAUAGAGCAGAACGAAUCAGUGGAUGAGGCUAGUGGUCAUGGACGCGGUACGGAUGGUAGCGGAGUCGUUAGCAGUAGCAGUCGGGAGAAUGUCAGGCGGCGUCGCGGUGGUGGUGGCUCCCCGGAGGCCUGGAGCACCAAUAGCGACAGCCCCACGCCCACCAACAGUGUGGCCGAACGACCAUGGGCCCAGGACACUUUGUGGCACGGCUUGCUGGGCGACGAGCACCGCCAACUUCUGGGCACUGAAGAGGAGUCUUCGGACCGUCAUAGCAGCGACGACGAGGAAAACGAAAAUGAACUGGUCACGCUGUAUCAAAUAACACCUGAGCAGCGCGAGUACUACAAUAAGCAGUUCAAGGCGGUGCAAAGGGAUCCACAUGGACUUCUUUCCGGUCAGGCAGCUAGGGUAUUUUUUGAGAAGAGCCGCAUUCCUGUAGAAGAGCUGCGGCAUAUUUGGCAAUUGUGCGAUGUGACUCGUGAUGGUGCUCUAAGCUUAUCGGAAUUCACUGCCGCAAUGCAUUUGGUAGUAUUGCGGCGCAACAACAUUCCUCUGCCCACCAGCCUACCUCACUGCUUGCAUCCUAACGUGUUGCAGGUGGGAGUUACUGGGGGAAGUGGAGUGGGAUCUUCGUCGGCGACGUCGCAGCCACAGGAGCCGCCUGAGGCCGAUCUCCUGCACUUAAAUGAUGACGAGGAGGACGACCAUACUGACAACACGAUUAUUGCCGGCAAUCUGAGUGGAGGUAGUUCCUCCAGCAAACCGCGUCAAAAUGUGCCCGGCGACAAGAAUAUAAUGAAUCAGAGCAACAUCUCAACGUCCUCGCAGGCCAGCAAUAGUUCAAGGCGCGAGGCUACACCAUCCAUGAACCGCAGCAUUUCCAAUUCGCCAAACGUUGAGAAGAUUGCAUCUGGAACGAUUUCCACCACAGGAAACGCUGUAGAACCCGCCAGCCAAUGGACAAAAUUUAGUGAAUCUCCCACAUCGAGUGUGGCCCCCGUGCAGUCAUCAGUUGGGGAGCAGGCGGCUCCCGCUGCUGCUCCUAUCGUUACUAGUCCCGGUCUCAAGCCAGCACUGUUUGAUAUGAAGCGCUCCGCACAAGAUGUAGUAUCCAACCCUCAGAUCCUUCACCCAGUACCGCUUAGAGUGACGCCCAUUGGCACAGCCACGGCUGCCUCGACCGAGCCAUCUAACGACAACGAAAGUGUUGUGAUUUUACGGGAGGACAGCCCCAAGGCUAUCACAUCUACCGUGGUGACCAGUCAGUCGUCAGGCGGUAAUGUUCCCAGUUCCCAUCGUGAUAGCAAUGAUUUGCGUGCCAUCCAGAGGCCCCAGGCCAAAAAGCUGCCGGCUAAAAACAGCGCACUGCCUCCGCCGCCGCAACGGGAGGCGAGCAUUGGAUCUAGCGGACCGAGCGAACCGCCGGAGCAACAGACUGUCUACGGGGCGCCAAAAAAGGAGCCACCGCCCUUGCCACCCCCAAGGCCCCAUCGCCAUGCACGUAGCAGCAGUCUGGACCUGAACAAGUUCAAAGUGGUCACCACUGGCGGUGCUCAGCAAGAGAUUACUGCGCAGACCAGCUUCGAUAUGCAAACCUCAACGGGUUUUGCCGAUUUCACGCACUUUGCCGAUGAAGGCAGCGCCGCGAGCAUCGCGGACGAACAGCAGUUGCAUUCGUUACCUCCAGUAGCACCGCCCCCACAGGCUGCUCCGCCUACGAGGAUUACGUUGCAGCAAACGCGUGUCUCUGCAUUUGAGGUGUACCGAAAGCCACAAUCACCGCCCCAGCAGCCGCCACCGCGGGCUCCCACUACAGUAGGAACGGUCCUACCUAGUGCCGAGAGCUUUGAGAAGCGAGUGACUGCCAUCAGUGACUCCCUUCGACAUGUGACCUUUACGAAAGGACAGGGCAGCACAACGGAACUUCUGCAGAAGCUGCGCGAGCAGAACAACUCUCUUCUGCAUCUCUGCAACGACUUGAGUGACGAAUUGUUAAGUGUCCAGACGCGCAAGGAGGAAAUGCGCCUUAAGCUGGAAGGCUUGACAGGUUCUGACACUCCUGGCCGAACAAGCUCCACAAACUCGGGCCCUGUGACGGCUAACGUGACUGGUGGACCGGACUGGUGAACCUUGAAAAUGUAUUGAGGUUUUUGAGUGAAUCGAUUUGUUUAGGAAGCUUUUUCCAAGUCGUAGAAAGAUAUCUAACAAUCCUUUGACUAAAAGUUGUUUGAUUUAAUUUAUAAGUUCAGAAUAUUCCGUUCAUAUUUUUCUUUCUUUCUAAAGUAAUUUUUUUAUAAUCUAAGCAUUUUCAAAGUCGCUACAUCUCCAACGCGAGUUUUACGUGUUUGUGUAAUGUAAAAAAUGUUUUAUAUCGUUAAAAAAUGUCUUUUUUCGAAAGAGACUUCACAGGCAACUAAACGAAUCGGUUCUCCCAUGAUGUUUAUCUAUUAUUUAUGUUGUUUCUAUUCGUUGCAAUCACAACUUAUUGAAAUUUUGCACCGCGAAAAAGCUUAGCACACAUUUGGGAAGGCGGCAUU
Molecule: messenger RNA, 3390 nt
Organism: Drosophila bipectinata
Lineage: Eukaryota; Metazoa; Arthropoda; Insecta; Diptera; Drosophilidae
Gene: Reps
Product: RALBP1 associated Eps domain containing
Biological process (GO): clathrin-dependent synaptic vesicle endocytosis; endosomal transport
Cellular component (GO): cytoplasm; plasma membrane; presynaptic membrane
Molecular function (GO): molecular adaptor activity; protein binding; calcium ion binding
Source: RefSeq, a predicted model, not a curated record